AUGGAAUCUUGCCCGACUUGCAUGCGACGUAUGCAGCCAAAAUCAGGGAAUGUUGAAAACUAUCCUGUUGCAAUGGAAAUAGUACACCUGCUGCAGUCUCUUCAAAAUGUCGCAAGUUGCAGUGACAUUGUAGACCAAGAAGAAAAUACGGAAGAUGUGGAUAAAGAUGAAGAUGGGUAUCAGCAAAUUGAUGUUAACCAAGACAAAGUAUUGCCUCCACCACCGCGGACCAUUGAGUCGUAUGAAGUAUGCGAUAUUCAUGGAGAUAAUUUAAAGUUUGUUUGUGAGACUUGCGAUGAUGAGCUCAUUUGUGCCAAAUGCAUCAUGCAUUCUACACACAAGAAACUAGAGAUAUCUCAGCAUAGGAAACAUCUCGAACAACUGCUAGAUAAACAAAAACAUAAUUUGCUUAAGCGACAAAAAGAUGACAGAGCAGAAGAGGAAAAGCUGCACGAUAUGAUCGAAAGGCAAUUUGAACAAAAGGAAGAGAUAAAAGAUGAGAUAGAAGAAAUCGCCGAGGAAAUGUUUGCAGAAAUUCACAGGAAAAAAGAAGAAAAGCUUCAACCUAUUGAGGUAAAAGCAGAUGAGUACAUUAAACAACUGACAGAGAGGCAGGAACACAUCAAAGACAGGUUAUCCGAUUUCAAACAUGUUAGCAAUAGAAUAGGAAAACUCUCCAAUGACGGUACAACAGACUUCUGUAGAAAGGCGAAAAGGUUAGUGAAACAAGCUGACAUAGCACUGCGAGUAGAAAACAAACCUCUACCCCAAUACCAGACCAUCAACUUCACCAGGAAUAAAACAGCUGUAGAAGAUCUGUCGAAACUUAAGUUAGGAGAUGUAAACAUCCAAGAGGUAUUGAUGGAACUGGACGAGACAUGUGAUUCAUCAGAUUUCAGUGGAUUUGAGGAGCCUUCCUAUGAAGAUUCACUUUCCUUCAAGCCUCCACCACCUCCCUUUGAGGAGAAUGUCUGUGAAGGUGCAAACUUAGAAGAUGAAGAAAAAUAUAUGGAUCCAUACAUUGACACUUCUAAUCCAAGAUACCUCCCGCUAACUUAUCCACGAUCUAAGAUUCCAGAUCAAAAUCCCCCCACAGCUAGUAAAGAAGAAACCAUUUAUAACGACCUAGAUGGAUCUAUACACGAAAAUACUAUGAAGAAAGCAAAAUCUCAACCGAUUCUGUAUGAGGAGAAAGAUCAUGAGAAGCAAGGUUCAUUCAAUCCACCAGCAGCUGCAGCAACACCACCCCUAUUACCACCAUUUUCAGGAUCAUUUCGAAAAUCUGUCUCGGUAGCAACCGACAACCAUGCUUUUCAACAGAAACCGAUAUAUCGUGUAUUUCUCCCAUUCCGGCCAUCUGGUUUCACUGUUGUACAAAGUUCUUUAGGACAUUACUACGCUUUUGUCACCGAUGAUCACGAUGUCAAAAUUUUCAGACAGAAUGGAGAUUUUCACAGGACGAUCUCAGACCUGAACAAACCGUUUGAUGUCGCAAGUCAACAACAUGGGGAAUCCUUGACGCCAUUGUACGUUACGGACGAAGGGAAACGAAUUGGUGAUGGUAGUAUUCGAGUAUAUUCUCCCGACGGACAGUUCCAGAAAGUGUUGGUUGGAAAACUCAAGAAACCUCGAGGAAUAUCCAUUUCACGUGUGGGACUGAUAUACGUAUGUGACGAAGCAAAUAUCCUUGUGCUGUGUCCAACGACAGGGAAAAGGAAGAGGGUCAUUUCUAGCAUCAGGAGAGAUCCUCUUUUUGUACUUCCGAUGUAUGUAAUGGUGAGUGCCACAGGAAAGAUACUCGUCUCCGAUGUUGGUUCCCGAGAACUGAAAAUCCACGACGAAACUCGAAAGUACACCGACAAAUUCAAACCUGAUGGAGGCGACAAGGAUAUCUACACGAGCUUCAGUCCUGGGAUGUGUUCGGAGGAUUCCUCCUCGAAUUACUACGUCAUCGACCAGGAAAGGAACAGGCUACAUAUGUUACGCGGAGGGGGCAGGUCAGAGAAACUGGAACUGCCGGAGAAAAUUAAAGGUCACGAUGGAAUACCAACCACGGUAACCCUCGAACAUGAUACUGGGAACAUUGUAGUGUUUUGAUACUUUUGUAUCUAGCAGCAUAAACACAGUUUAGUUUAAGAUAAACAAAUGUGCAGCUGCAGAAGGACCCAAAGGACAAUAUGGAAUACCGAUAUCGCUGUGAUGUAUGGAUAACAACAAUGGAGGUCAACAUCACAUCAAAGGCCAUGAUUUAACGUCAAAUGGCUUAUUCGUUAAUACUGAUGCUGUUUUAACAGUAAUAUGUUAUGGAAAAAAGCAAAACAAAUGAGUUUGAAUCUAUUAUAAAUUGUACAAUUCACUUAUACAUUAUAUUAUAUGGAAGUUGAAACUGGUCCAGUAGAGUCCAGAAUAUGGUGUUCACUUUAGCAAAUUUCAUCUGUAUACGAAUAAAAUAGUGAAUUGAAAUUAAUAUCAAUAAGUAUCCAAUGAUUUCAAUGUAGUUGAACGGAAACACCUUUCAGAAUAUGCAAAUGCCCAUAACGUUUUUCUAAAAUUCAAUAUCACAAAAAAAAAAAAAAAAAAAAAAAUUGAAUGAUGAGGACAUUGUACAUUCCUAUCCGGAUAAUGACAUUGCAUUCGACCAAUUAUGAUGUUCUCAAACCGUCUUCUAGGUAUAAACACUUUAGGCCUCUAGCAUUUCUGACGAUUCCUAGAAGGACUUCACUCUCAAUUUGGUUAUCAAAGUUGCAAAUAUAGUCUGUAUAUCUGGUGUAAUUGUUAGCCGAAUUGAUAGACGGAGAUAUGAUAUAUAUAUGAUAUGUAUUAGUAUUAUACUCAACAGUUACUAACUUUUUAACUUUAUUGAUGCUUUUUAACAUUUUUCGAUAUUUUGUUUUGACUUUCAUACUUAGUUUAGUUGUUUUCCCAGUUCAGAUUUAAAUAUGAUUCUCAUCACCGGAAAAUAGAUAACAGUAUCAAUAUACAUCUGAUACCUAUUAUUCCAGUUGAUAUAUUCAAUUAAAUUUAAUUAAUUAAAAAAAAAAAAGGUUUGGCUGUAUAUGGGGAGCAGUAGGAGACUUCUUAUCUAAUUAUCAAUUUAACAUUUCUGUACGAAGUGCCACCUUAGUAAUAAAAACUGAAGGGCGUGAAAGCGAAAUUUCAGCAGUAUCAGGGGAAAGAUACUAAUAUGAAAAAUCAGAAGUUGUAGCAGAAAUUAGGACAUACUGAGAAAUAAGGAGUAACUAGGAGAAAUAAUGAGUAACUAGGAGAAAUAAGGAGUAACUAGGAGAAAUAAGGAGUAACUAGGAGUAACUAGGAGAAAUAAGGAGAAAAUCACUUAACAAACCAAAUGUAUUAGAUAUAAAACUCGAUCCCUUUAAUUUUUAACAGCCAGUUAUUUGACAUUGAUCAAACUGUAUAUUUGAUUCUUUAGUUUGCUGGAGUGUGAGUUGAUAUUUUCAUUAAAGUUUGACAAAGCAUC
This is a messenger RNA of Pecten maximus, 3478 nucleotides long. RefSeq lists its product as uncharacterized. The record is from RefSeq and is a predicted model, not a curated record. Gene Ontology annotation, molecular function: ubiquitin protein ligase activity; translation repressor activity. Gene Ontology annotation, biological process: protein polyubiquitination; proteasome-mediated ubiquitin-dependent protein catabolic process; negative regulation of translation. Lineage: Eukaryota; Metazoa; Mollusca; Bivalvia; Pectinida; Pectinidae. Bases 1 to 2097 code for a protein of 698 amino acids. The transcript is spliced from 2 exons.